CACAUCAUUCAACAUCUUGCCUACUCCGACGUAUUUUCCUCAGCAUAAUCAGUCAAAGAUGAAAGCAUCAAUCGCCCUCCUUUCACUGCCCUGGGCCGUCACCGCCUCCGCUGUCAUUGCUAGAAAUGAUCAUCACUUGGGAAUUAGGCAGGCAACUGUGCCGAAUCCCUGCACAGGAAGUCCAGAUGGGUUUCUUGUCCAGGUGUGCUGCCAGACCGGUCUUGUGGGCUGUGUGCAUAUAGAUGCAUGCAGUGUGGGAUCCAUUAUCUGGUGCUGUAAUGUGGGCUGCAGCGUCUUCGACAGCCACAAGUACAGCCUCCGCGGUAUCGACUGCAACAUCAGCUACGACAACUGCGGUAACAUCGACUGCAACAUCAGCUACGACAACUGCGGUGACAUCGACUGCAACAUCAGCUACGACAACUGCGGUAACAUCGACUGCAACAUCAGCUACGACAACUGCGGUGACAUCGACUGCAACAUCAGCUACAACAGCCUGAGCUUUACUGCGGUCCCAUCUCAAGCCACGAUAUGCAACAACUGAUGGACAAGUUUCUCGACCUUCCUUGUAAAUACACUCACGAAAUGUCCGAAGUGACACGCAUGCAGUAGACAAUAUGGACCGACCAAGGUGCCGAAAUCGGUACAAAGGCUUCAAUCGUUUGGCAAUUUGAACAUUUCACGGUUAUAGAUAGACGUUAUAUCUAGCAAGUACUUAUAAAUAUACAUAUAUAGUGGAG
Truncatella angustata is the source of this 740-nucleotide messenger RNA. RefSeq lists its product as uncharacterized. The record is from RefSeq and is a predicted model, not a curated record. Bases 59 to 544 code for a protein of 161 amino acids. The transcript is spliced from 2 exons. Lineage: Eukaryota; Fungi; Ascomycota; Sordariomycetes; Amphisphaeriales; Sporocadaceae.